AUGUCUGUCAUGUCCCAAGACGUUGUCGAACACUACUACAACGCUCACAAGCUUGCGGAGACGAUUGAGGAUUGGGCAAACGGUGUUAGUAUUUCCACAGAAGAGAUGGAGUUCGUUAAGCCCACCAAUCCUGAGGCCAAGAUGCCUCGCAUAAUCGACAUCUUGCUCCAGCGACACGAAGAAGCCCGAGCUAUCAUGGAUCUAAUUGAGGAACAGCUUCUGAAGCUCAACUAUGAGAUUCAACAGAAACAAGUCACUGAGGCCCCUUCUUCUAAACACGGUGGCUCGAGCGAUGGAGGAGGGUCCAAGCGCGAGUACCUCACCGAAGACUCUGAGGCCCAACGUCUCCCGUCGGAGGAGAUCUGGCCGUACAUUCCGUUAGGCAGCGAUUCUGAGGACUCGUUCAAAAAGAGGAUGAAGAAGGGAAGGAAGAGACCCAAGACCGAGGAAGAGAAGAAUCGGCAUAUCAACAAGGUCUUCAUACGGGAGAAUGGAAUUCUUCCGUUAUUGGAUCCUGAUGCACAGCUUUGA
Messenger RNA from Fusarium subglutinans, 531 nucleotides. RefSeq lists its product as uncharacterized. The record is from RefSeq and is a predicted model, not a curated record. NCBI's taxonomy places the organism in Eukaryota, Fungi, Ascomycota, Sordariomycetes, Hypocreales, Nectriaceae. The transcript has a single exon. Bases 1 to 531 code for a protein of 176 amino acids.